Molecule: messenger RNA, 5106 nt
Organism: Myxocyprinus asiaticus (Chinese sucker)
Lineage: Eukaryota; Metazoa; Chordata; Actinopteri; Cypriniformes; Catostomidae
Product: ubiquitin carboxyl-terminal hydrolase 11-like
Exons: 21
Coding region: 65-3079 (1004 amino acids)
Biological process (GO): protein deubiquitination
Molecular function (GO): cysteine-type deubiquitinase activity
Source: RefSeq, a predicted model, not a curated record
ACAUUCCGGUGUUUGUAUGUGGCGGUGGGCUUUAACGGCGCUUUUCCGAGCUGUGUGAGUGAUUAUGGCUGCGAACAGCAGCACCGGUUCGGCCACCGAGCCUCCUGGACUGGAGACCCAACGGCGGGAGAUAGACAACCUCAACCAGAACCAGCAACUCCGGGCCGGGGACAGUUGGUAUUUGUUGGACAAAAGAUGGUUUGAUCAAUGGAAAGAGUAUGUGGAGACCGGGGACCAAAAUUCCUCCUCUUAUCCUGGGAAGAUUGAUAACACAGAGCUCUUUGAGGAUCUGGAUUCCUACCAUCUGAAAGAGAGGUUGGUGGAAAAUGAGGACUUUGUCUUGGUACCAGCAGAAGCCUGGCACAAACUCUUGUCGUGGUAUGACAUGAUGGACGGUCAGCCUCCACUGGAGAGAAAGGUCAUUGACCUUCCCAGCACUGUUAAAGUCGAAGUCUACCCUGUGGCGAUCUACCUCUGUCUUUCUAGCAACUUGGAUAAUACUUUACAAGCACAGUUCAGUCGUGCAGAAAAGAUACAUGCUAUACAUCAGAAGAUACGGCAGCAGUUUGAAGUGUCAGAGACUGCUGAAAGCCGAAUGUGGAUGAGGAGUACAGAUACAAGCUCUGAGAGGCUACGCAACCUUAACAUGACUGUACUGGAUGCCUGUCUCAGCUCUGGCAUGACAGUGAUAAUGGAGAUCAGGAAUGCAGAUGGUACGUGGCCCACAUCCAGGCCUCAGAUCAUGCGGAACUCUUCUGAUGAUCAGGACUCGUAUCGAGGUCUUCCAGGAGUGUGUGGCCUUACAAACCUCGGCAACACCUGCUUCAUGAAUUCGGCCUUACAGUGUCUGAGUAACACACCACCACUGACUGAGUACUUCCUAAAGAGCUUGUAUCUGGAGGAACUGAACUUCUCCAACCCUCUAGGCAUGAAGGGUGAAAUUGCGGAAGCCUACGCUGAUGUCAUCAAACAGAUGUGGUCAGGGAGACACUAUUCUGUGGUUCCCCGUGUCUUUAAGACUAAGGUUGGCCACUUUGCAUCACAGUUUCUGGGAUACCAGCAACAUGACUCUCAGGAGCUGCUGUCCUUCCUGCUGGACGGUCUUCAUGAAGACCUUAACCGAGUCAAGAAGAAGGAGUAUAUUGAACUCAGGGAUGCAGACGGUAGACCUGACCAGGAAGUGGCUGAGGAAGCGUGGCGCAACCAUCUGCGGCGGAACGAUUCGGUCAUCGUUGACACAUUCCAUGGGUUGUUCAAGUCAACGCUGGUGUGCCCAGAGUGUCACAAGGUCUCUGUGACCUUUGACCCCUUCUGCUACUUGAGCGUGCCCUUACCUGUCAGUAACGAGAGAGUCAUGGAGGUUUUCUACGUUUCCCUCGAUCCUAUGGCCAAGCCAACCCAGUAUCGGUUGAUUGUCCCUAAAGCUGGCCGAGUGUUUGACUUGUGCACUGCCCUCUCUCAGGCAACAGAUGUCCCACCUAACCAGAUGAUGGUGGCUGACGUGUUCAAUCACAGAUUCUAUAAGAUUUAUCAAGCUGACGAGUCCUUAAGCUGUAUACUGGACCGGGAUGACAUAUUUGUGUAUCAGCUGAGCAGCGGCUCUGUGGAUCAGGAUGGUGAUGAGGUGGUUCUGGCCAUCUACAUGCGUGAACGCUCUCACUACAGAGAUUACGGCUCGGGCAGUAACAGUUAUGGCACCUCUCUGUUCGGUCACCCGCUGCUGAUGUCUGUGCCACGCGCUCAGUGCAUACAGGAAGAGCUUUACCAGCUCCUACUGAAAAGACUGGCGCGAUAUGUCCAUCCCCAAGACCCCUCAGAAGAAGUAGAGGAAGAAGAGGAGGGUGAGGAUGGAGGAGAGGAAGAAGAGGAGGAAGAGUUGUACAAAGCUCAGACCAAUGGAGUUAGUGAUGAUGAGGGUGAGGAAGACUCUGUAGAGGCAGGGCCAUCCAAGAAAGCGGAAGAGCAGUCACAGGAGAGCAGUCAAGUUGAUGGACCUAACAACAGCCAGUCAGAAGCCAGGCCGAGCAGCGAGGGGGAGAAGAGAGCUGAGGAGGAGUCUAGCAGUGAACCAGACCGAGGCAGCAGUACAGAGGAGGGCCAAUCAGCAGGCGGCAGCACCGACACAAAUUCCCAAGAUGCCACUGAUGGAGACCAGAGUGCCGGCGCAGAACCUUCGGGAAAAGAGGAAGAGGAUGAAGAUGAGGAGGAAGUUGGAGAAGAGGCCACACUUUGUGCACAGGCAAAUAAGAGGCUUCCAGGAAGACGGCGCUUCACACAGAGGUGGAAAAAAUCCCUCUUUACGAUUCAGUCUGUGAAUUCUAAUGGCACCACAGAGCGAGGGAUGGGCGAGGCAGGCAGCAACUUCUCUUUCAGCUCUCAGCAAUACAUUGCCAUCGACUGGGACCCUGACAUGAAGAAGAAAUACUACAAUGAGAAUGAGGCUGAGAAAUAUAUAAAGCAUCAGAGCAUGGACGUCCCUCACCAGCAGAUGACAGUACAACUGCAGGAAUGUAUAGCGCUCUUUACCACGGUAGAGACACUGGAAGAGGAAAACCCCUGGUAUUGUCCUACAUGUAAGAAGCAUCAGCUUGCCACUAAGAAAUUGGAUCUGUGGUCUUUGCCGGAGGUUCUUAUCAUCCAUUUAAAGCGUUUCUCCUACACCAAGUACUCUCGAGAGAAACUGGACACAAUUGUGGAUUUUCCUCUACGGAAUUUGGACUUCUCAGAUUUUCUCCUGAAGAAGACGGUGAACAGUGCUGAACCUCCCUGCAGAUACGACCUCAUUUCUGUGUCCAACCACUAUGGCGGACUCCGAGACGGACAUUAUACUAGUUAUGCCAGGAACAAGGAUGACUGCCAGUGGUAUUACUUUGAUGACAGCAAGGUGACCUAUGCAAGGGAGGAACAAAUUGUGACAAAUGCCGCCUACCUCCUGUUCUACCAGCGCCAAGACAAGAUCCGCCAGCCCACCGCCCCUCCAUUUGUACCUUCCUCCACCCAACCAGAGAACCACGUCACAUUCCAGUCCCAUGAUGGUGAGGAUGGAGCCACUUCCUGUGUCAGCAUGGAGACUGACUAAUUUCGUCCAUCCUUUCCUCUGCUUUUUCUUUUUCUCACUCCACUUCUGUCUUUCAAUCUCUUGUCACUUCCUCCAAAUAUUUUGAUCAUCCUCUUUCACUCAGAUUUUUGUUUUGUUUCAUUUAGUCUUACUUAACAGAAACUUGAACCUCUGCCAGUGCUCUGACUCCUACAGGAAGUGGGCGGCAGGGGCUACUCUCUCAGGCUGGUGCGAGAGCAUCAUGGGGUGGGAAUGCAGAUUGUUUUGUUUUCUUAACAAUAGACUCAAGGAAACAGGUUAGGCUUGUAGCCGAUUUAGAGACUGCACGCUGAUUUGUCUGCAUUGCUCUAACAAUGAUGAGAAUCUGGUGAAUGAGGUUGCACUGCAGCAGAGUUUGUGGUCAGCCAUAUUGUCGUUUGCACUGCAGUUCAUCAUCAUAUGCUAACAUCAGUGCAUUUCCUUGUUGGUUUUUUCAUAAGCUUGUUUUUCUGAUCUAGCUAAGCUACUGUCUACAGUGAUGUUUGAUCUACAUGCACAACCCUGGGCCAAUUUCCACUACUCUACUGCUUUUAUGUUGAAUUUAGCAUAAAGAACCAGUUUGCUAUGUAUUCCAUCUGGGUUUUCUUUCAAGAGUUCUUGUUGUUCCAUUAGAACUUUUGGUUUUCCAUCAGAAGCUCUGUUUUUGUUUUUUGUCAUUAGACCUUUGGUUGUUCCAUCAGAAACUUUGUUUCAUAAGAACCUGUGGUUGUUCCAUCAGAAAAAAAAAUCUGAUUUUUUUUUUUUUAGAACCUUUUGGUUGUUCCACCAGAAACACAUUUUUCUAACUUCUGUUAUUUUCCUCAGAACUUUUGGUUGUUCCAUCAGAAAAAAUUUUUUUUCCAUCAGAUUUGAUUUUUUUAGAGCCUUUGGUUGUUCCACCAGAAACAAAGUUUUUCUCCAUCAGAAGUUCUGUUUUUUUUUUUUUUUGUUUUUUUUUUUUUUUUUAGAACCUUUGGUUCUUCAUCAGAACCUGUGGUUGUUCCAUCAGAAAAAAAACAAUUUCCAUCAGAUUUUUUUUUUAGAACCUUUGGUUGUUCCACCAGAAACACAUUUUUCUAACUUCUGUUAUUUUCCUCAGAACUUUUGGCUGUAACAUCAGAAGGUCUGUUUUUUUCCCAUCAGAACUUCUGGUUGUUAAAUCAAAACCUUUGGUUGGUCCAUCUGAAAUUCUUUUUUUUUUUUUUUCAUCAUAAACUUUAGUUGGUCCAUUAAAACGUUUGGUUGUUCUAUCAGAACAUUUGGUUGUUUCAUCAGAACUUUUGGGUGGUCUAACAGAACUUCUAGUUGUUCCGAGCAGCAACAUUUAGUGCGGUAGUUAUUAGCAGGGAUGGAGGAGCCUCGUUUCUCAAUCAGGGACAUCAUAGUCAGAAAUCCAGCUAUUGCAAUUUGAUUUCUGCUGUCUUCUUGUAAAAAGUUGGAAAUAAGGUGGAGGUAAAAAAAAAAAAAAAAAGUCUAUCCACUCACUUGUGAACUAUUUAUUUUUAUAAAUGCCAGAUGCUAAUAUGGAGUGAGAGAGAGCUGUAAUUCUAAUUCUCAAGAGCGGUGUUUCAAGGCUUCUAAAAGAUCUUCCAUUUUUAUUUUUCAUUCUUGUGAUGGUUUUUAUUCUGCUGUCGUAAAGUCUGAUAAUGGCCCUCUGUUGCGGGACACAAACGGAGGCGAGAAUUUGCUUUUUUUUUUUUUUUGUAAACAAAAGGAAAAUACACAAUAGGAUUUAAAUAUCACAUUCUAUUGGACUAAUUGUGUGCAAUUUAUACUGAACUCUUUGGAGCAAUGAGAAUAUUUCAGCAAAGUGCUUUCUGGAUAGAGCUCUUUAUUGUGUUAAUUUUUAAGGCGCCUCUGUACAGUAUUUUUGUAUUGUAAUAUGUUGUAUUAUCUUUGAUCAUCUGGAUCAGAUGCUGGGGAUGGGGGAGCUUUCAUUUUAUUUUGUUAAUAAUUAUAAAUUGAAUAUAUAAUUGUAUACACAUCUUUUGAUAUGAAUAAAUGAUGACUAUAAAGUUAAGGAUUUUACA